Messenger RNA from Morus notabilis, 4931 nucleotides. Its product is annotated as ARF guanine-nucleotide exchange factor GNOM. Bases 266 to 4678 code for a protein of 1470 amino acids. The transcript is spliced from 3 exons. Lineage: Eukaryota; Viridiplantae; Streptophyta; Magnoliopsida; Rosales; Moraceae. The record is from RefSeq and is a predicted model, not a curated record. Gene Ontology annotation, biological process: regulation of ARF protein signal transduction. Gene Ontology annotation, molecular function: guanyl-nucleotide exchange factor activity.
UUUCUUUUCUUCUCUUUUAUUUUUUGACAUUUUGCAAUUGGGCCAUUUCUGGCAAAUUCCUCGAACUUUGGGGACUAGCUAACUGGAAAAGACUCCCAGCUAGCUACGCCCAGUCGCCCAGCUUUCUUCUUGUUCUUCUUCUUCUCGAUCGCCGGCCAGAGCCUAGGGUUCCGACCCCCAUUUUUCCAAUCUGAGGUGUCCGUAGGAGUUUGUUACUAAAGGUAGAACUUGGCUUCAAGUUCUAUCUUAAGAAUAUUGUUCAAAGAUGGGGCGUCUGAAGUUGCAGUCUGGAAUUAAGGCAAUUGAAGAGGAGCCUGAGGACUGUGACAGCUACUCUAAUAAAGCUACUUUAGCAUGCAUGAUUAACUCAGAAAUCGGAGCUGUAUUAGCAGUUAUGAGGAGAAAUGUAAGAUGGGGUGGGCGAUAUAUGUCUGGUGACGAUCAGCUGGAACACUCCCUAAUUCAGUCUUUGAAGGUGUUACGCAAGCAGAUUUUUACAUGGCAGCAUCACUGGCAUACCAUCAACCCUGCUGUGUAUCUUCAACCAUUUCUGGAUGUGAUUCGAUCAGACGAAACUGGUGCUCCAAUCACUGGUGUUGCUUUAUCGUCCGUUUACAAGAUCUUAACACUUGAUGUUAUUGAUCAAAAUACUGUAAAUGUUGAAGAUGCAAUGCACUUGUUAGUUGACGCUGUCACUAGCUGCAGAUUUGAGGUGACUGAUCCAUCUUCAGAAGAGGUAGUUCUAAUGAAGAUACUACAAGUUCUUUUGGCAUGCAUGAAGAGUAAAGCAUCUGUGAUGCUGAGUAAUCAAGAUGUUUGCACUAUAGUGAAUACAUGUUUCCGUAUAGUCCACCAAGCAGGGUCAAAAGGUGAGUUAUUGCAACGGAUGGCUCGGCACACCAUGCAUGAACUUGUUAGGUGUAUUUUCUCACACCUUCCUGACGUUGGCAACUCAGAAAGUGCGUUGGUAAAUGGAAUUGAUACUAUCAAUCGAGAGAGCUCUGGUUUGAACAAUGAAUAUGCAUUUGGAAGUAGGCAAUUGGAGAAUGGUAACACAACAUCUGACUAUGAUGGUCAAGCACUAUCCACAAAUCUUACGUCCAAUGCUUCUGUAGGUCCAGGAGGAAUGGAUGAAGAUGCAAUUGGAACUGGGAAGGAUACUGUUCCAUAUGACCUGCGUCUGAUGACUGAGCCAUACGGAGUACCCUGCAUGGUGGAAAUAUUUCACUUCUUGUGCUCUUUGCUAAAUGUUGUUGAGCAGGUGGGAAUGGGUCCCAAAUCAAAUACGAUAGCAUUUGAUGAAGACGUGCCUCUUUUUGCCUUGGGUUUGAUUAAUUCUGCUAUAGAGUUGGGUGGUCCCUCCAUUCGCUAUCACCCUAGAUUAUUAAGUUUAAUUCAGGAUGAAUUGUUUCGGAAUCUGAUGCAGUUUGGUCUGUCAAUGAGUCCGCUUAUUCUUUCUAUGGUAUGCAGCAUUGUUCUUAAUCUGUACCAUCAUCUGCGCACCGAACUAAAAUUACAGCUUGAGGCUUUCUUUUCUUGUGUGAUUUUGAGGCUCUCACAAAGCAGAUAUGGUGCAUCUUACCAGCAACAGGAGGUAGCUAUGGAGGCUCUUGUUGACUUCUGCCGGCAAAAAACAUUUAUGGUGGAGAUGUAUGCUAACUUAGAUUGUGACAUUACUUGCAGUAACGUCUUUGAAGACCUUGCUAAUCUAUUGUCGAAGAGUGCUUUUCCUGUUAAUUGCCCCUUAUCAUCAAUGCACAUUCUUGCUUUGGAUGGUCUUAUUGCUGUUAUUCAGGGAAUGGCUGAGAGGGUAGGGAAUGGUUCGGUUGGUUCAGAGCAUACUCCAGUGACUCUUGAUGAAUAUACUCCAUUCUGGAUGGUGAAGUGUGAUAACUAUAGUGAUCCUAGUUAUUGGGUUCCAUUUGUUCGCCGUAGGAAAUACAUCAAGAGAAGAUUGAUGAUUGGAGCUGAUCACUUUAAUCGUGAUCCAAAGAAAGGGCUAGAAUUCCUCCAAGGAACACAUCUCUUGCCUGACAAACUUGAUCCUCAAAGUGUGGCCUGCUUUUUUAGGUACACUGCUGGAUUGGAUAAGAAUCUAGUAGGGGAUUUUCUGGGGAAUCACGAUGAGUUUUGUGUUCAGGUUCUUCAUGAAUUUGCUGGUACUUUUGAUUUCCAAGACAUGCAUUUGGACACUGCAUUGAGACUGUUUUUGGAAACAUUUAGACUGCCCGGGGAGUCUCAAAAGAUACAAAGAGUGCUUGAGGCAUUUUCAGAAAGAUACUAUGAGCAGUCACCAGAAAUUCUAGCAAACAAGGAUGCCGCUCUCUUGUUAUCAUACUCGCUCAUCAUGCUUAACACAGAUCAGCACAAUGUACAGGUGAAGAAAAAGAUGACAGAAGAGGACUUCAUCCGUAAUAAUCGGCACAUAAAUGGAGGCAAUGACCUGCCUCGAGAAUUCCUCUCAGAGCUCUAUCACUCAAUAUGCAAGAAUGAGAUUCGCACAACCCCUGAACAAGGUGCUGGUUUUCCUGAAAUGACACCAAGCCGAUGGAUCGAUCUAAUGCACAAAUCAAGGAAAGCUGCUCCAUUCAUAGUAUCAGAUUCUAGAGCCUACCUUGACCAUGAUAUGUUUGCUAUAAUGUCCGGACCAACAAUUGCUGCUAUUUCUGUGGUAUUUGAUCAUGCAGAGCACGAAGAGGUUUACCAAACAUGCAUUGAUGGAUUCCUAGCCGUUGCAAAGAUCUCAGCGUGCCAUCAUCUUGAAGACGUACUUGAUGAUCUUGUUGUGUCUUUGUGUAAGUUCACAACAUUGCUGAACCCUUCAUCUGUUGAGGAGCCAGUGCUGGCAUUUGGUGAUGACACGAAAGCUAGAAUGGCAACUGUGACCGUCUUCACUAUUGCCAACAGGUAUGGGGAUUACAUUCGCACAGGUUGGAGAAAUAUUCUGGACUGCAUCCUACGGUUGCACAAACUUGGUCUUCUUCCAGCCCGUGUGGCUAGUGAUGCAGCUGAUGAGUCAGAGCUCUCUGCUGACACUGGGCAUGGGAAACCUCUUACAAAUUCUCUAUCUUCUGCUCAUAUGCCCCCCAUGGGUACUCCUAGGCGAUCCUCGGGAUUGAUGGGCCGAUUUAGUCAGUUAUUAUCCCUUGACACGGAGGAGCCAAGGUCACAACCUACUGAGCAACAACUAGCUGCUCAUCAGCGCACCCUUCAGACAAUUCAGAAGUGCCACAUUGACAGCAUAUUUACUGAGAGCAAGUUUCUGCAAGCUGACUCUUUAUUACAGCUUGCAAAGGCACUCAUAUGGGCGGCUGGGCGGCCUCAGAAAGUGGGCAGCUCUCCCGAGGAUGAAGACACUGCAGUUUUCUGCCUGGAGUUGCUAAUUGCAAUUACUCUGAAUAAUAGGGACAGGAUCGUGCUUCUUUGGCAGGGUGUCUAUGAGCACAUAGCCGGCAUUGUUCAGUCAACUGUCAUGCCAUGUGCCCUGGUGGAUAAGGCUGUUUUUGGGCUCCUCCGUAUUUGUCAGCGGCUGCUUCCUUACAAAGAGAAUCUUGCCGAUGAACUUUUGAGGUCAUUGCAACUAGUUCUAAAACUCGAUGCCCGGGUUGCUGAUGCAUACUGUGAACAAAUUACUCAGGAAGUCAGUCGCCUAGUUAAAGCAAAUGCCCCUCACAUCAGAUCACAAUUAGGAUGGCGCACCAUUACAUCCCUACUUUCUCACACUGCUCGACAUCCAGAUGCCUCAGAGGCUGGAUUUGAUGCGUUAUUGUUUAUUAUGUCUGAUGGGGCUCACUUGUUGCCAGCCAACUACGUUCUAUGUGUGGAUGCAUCAAGGCAGUUUGCAGAGUCACGUGUUGGACAGGCAGAGCGUUCAGUUCGUGCACUGGAUCUAAUGACGGGUUCUGUUGAUUGUCUUGCGCGUUGGGCCUCCGAGGCUAAGGAAGCAAUGGGAGAGGAGGAGGCUGUGAGGAUGUCUCAGGAUAUUGGGGAAAUGUGGUUGCGACUUGUUCAGGGAUUAAGAAAAGUUUGUUUGGACCAGAGAGAAGAGGUUAGGAAUCACGCUUUGUUGUCGUUGCAAAAGUGCUUGACAACAGGAGUGGAUGGGAUACAUCUUCCUCAUGGACUGUGGUUAGAGUGCUUUGAUAUGGUGAUCUUCACGAUGCUCGACGACUUGCUUGAAAUUGCUCAAGGGCACUCUCAAAAAGACUAUCGGAAUAUGGAAGGCACACUAAUACUUGCCAUGAAGCUCCUCCCAAAGGUGUUUCUCCAGUUGCUUCCGGACUUAUCUCAGUUAACAACCUUCUGCAAAUUAUGGCUCGGUGUUCUCAGCCGAAUGGAAAAGUAUAUAAAGGUGAAAGUUAGAGGUAAGAAGAGCGAGAAGCUUCAGGAGCUCGUUCCAGAGCUGCUUAAGAACACUUUGCUUGUCAUGAAGACAAGGGGAGUGCUUGUGCAGAGAAGCGCGUUAGGCGGAGACAGCUUGUGGGAGCUGACAUGGUUACAUGUGAAUAACAUUGCCCCAUCCUUGCAAGCUGAGGUUUUCCCUGAUCAAAGUUUAGAAGAGCCAUCACACGGUGACGAAGUAGGAGGAGAUUUAGUACCUGAUGAAACAGACCGAGUACCUUCAGCCAAUACUACAUCGCCUGAAGGUCCUGCCGGUGGAGGUUUGGAUGUUGUAUAAUAUUAUAAUUGGUGAUUUUGAAGUACUGGUCUUGUUAAUGCGUGUCCAUAACCAAACGUGAUCGAGAGAAUUGAGUUAUUAGUUUUUGAGGUAGCCCACUUGUUCACUCCACAAGUUUACAAAAGGCUUAUUCAUACAUAUUUUUUCCCCUUUGCUUGGAGGCUUAUUGACACCGUUAUAGCAGUUAAAAGUAUGAGUACUGGCGUUUAUAUAUGGCAUACAAAUUGAAUUCCACCUAAUUAAUGGACAACCA